Molecule: messenger RNA, 3884 nt
Organism: Myotis myotis
Lineage: Eukaryota; Metazoa; Chordata; Mammalia; Chiroptera; Vespertilionidae
Gene: MMP15
Product: matrix metallopeptidase 15
Exons: 9
Coding region: 611-2485 (624 amino acids)
Biological process (GO): extracellular matrix organization; proteolysis; collagen catabolic process
Cellular component (GO): extracellular matrix
Molecular function (GO): zinc ion binding; metalloendopeptidase activity
Source: RefSeq, a predicted model, not a curated record
GCCGCGGCGACCGCGCGCGGGGAGGAGGGCUGGGAGCGCCCCAGCUGCGCCGAACUCGCCGGGGACGUCGGGCUCCGGCUCCCUGGCUGGCUCAUCGCUCUGACCGGCUCCCUGCGCCUCCUCCCGGGACUGCGCGGGGACCCGGGCCCGAUCGGGCGCGGGGCGAGCAGGGUCCCCGGGCGGGAGGCGCGCGCUCUGGGCAGCGCCCGGCCCCGGGCAUGGACAGAGAGAGCUGGGCGCGCAGGGGGCGCCGCGGGACCGGGCGGCCGGAGCGCUGAGCCAGACAAAGGCUCGGGAGUUGCAAUUGCUCUCGGGAGCCGGGCCCCGGGCGCCCAGGCUGCGGGACCCGGCGGCUGGCGGCUCUGGCCGGCCCUCUCCCCCGUGGGCCGGCUCCGCGUGCCCGGAUCUGCCCUGCCCGCUUCUCCGCGGGCGUGGGAAUUUGCCGAGGGGACCUCUGCGGCUUCGGCGGGGACCGGGACCGGGAGUCCGUCUGCCGCGCGCCCGCCGGGCGGGGAGCCAGGGAGCGUCGCAAGUUUCCGAGCCGCGUGAAGGGACACGGAGCGGGCGAGCCCCGCGUGCGGCGCUCCCGGCCGGGCUGGCCGCGCCGAGCAUGGGCAGCGAACGGAGCGCGCCCGGACGGCCGUCCUGGGCGGGCAGCCUCCCUGGCGGCCGGGAGGCGGCGGCGCGGCCGCGACUGCUGCCGCUGCUCCUGAUGGCUCUGGGCUGCCUGGGCCCCGGCGCAGCGGAGGACGCAGAAGUCAAUGCCGAGAACUGGCUGCGACUCUACGGCUACCUGCCUCAGCCCAGCCGCCACAUGUCCACCAUGCGCUCGGCCCAGAUCCUGGCCUCAGCCCUCUCCGAAAUGCAGCGCUUCUACGGGAUCCCUGUCACCGGCGUGCUUGACGAGGAGACCAAGACCAUCCAGAACUACACGGAGAAGCUGGGCUGGUACCACUCGCUGGAGGCGGUGCGCAGGGCCUUUCGCGUGUGGGAGCAGGCCACGCCCCUGGUCUUCCAGGAGGUGCCCUACCAGGACAUCAGGCUGCGGAGACAGAAGGAGGCUGACAUCAUGGUCCUCUUUGCCUCCGGCUUCCAUGGCGACAGCUCACCCUUUGAUGGCACAGGCGGCUUUCUUGCCCACGCCUACUUCCCGGGCCCUGGUCUGGGUGGGGACACCCAUUUCGAUGCAGAUGAGCCCUGGACCUUCUCCAGCACCGACAUGCAUGGGAACAGUCUCUUCCUGGUGGCAGUGCACGAGCUGGGCCACGCGCUGGGGCUGGAGCACUCCAGCAACCCCACCGCCAUCAUGGCGCCAUUCUACCAGUGGAUGGACAUCGACAACUUCCAGCUGCCCGAGGACGACCUCCGGGGCAUCCAGCAGCUGUACGGCUCCCCAGACGGCCGGCCGCAACCCACCCGGCCCCUCCCCACAGUGACACCCCGGCGGCCAGGCCGGCCAGACCAGCGGCCCCCCAGACCUCCCCAGCCUCCACCCCCAGACGGGAAGCCGGAGCGGCCCCCAAGGCCAGGCCCCCCAGUCCAGCCCCGAGCCACGGAGCGGCCUGACCAGUAUGGCCCCAACAUCUGCGACGGGGACUUUGACACGGUGGCCAUGCUGCGUGGGGAGAUGUUUGUGUUCAAGGGCCGCUGGUUCUGGCGGGUUCGGCACAACCGCGUCCUGGACAACUAUCCGAUGCCCAUUGGGCACUUCUGGCGAGGUCUGCCCAGCGACAUCAGCGCUGCCUACGAGCGCCAGGACGGCCGUUUUGUCUUCUUCAAAGGCGACCGCUACUGGCUCUUCCGAGAGGCAAACCUGGAGCCCGGCUACCCACAGCCGCUGACCAGCUAUGGCCUGGGCAUCCCCUACGACCGCAUCGACACGGCCAUCUGGUGGGAGCCCACGGGGCACACCUUCUUCUUCCAGGAGGACAGGUACUGGCGCUUCAAUGAGGAGACGCAGCGGGGAGACCCCGGCUACCCCAAGCCCAUCAGUGUCUGGCAGGGGAUCCCCGUCUCCCCCAGAGGAGCCUUCCUGAGCAACGAUGCAGCCUACACCUACUUCUACAAGGGCACCCGAUACUGGAAGUUCGACAACGACCGCCUGCGGAUGGAGCCCGGCUACCCCAAGUCCAUCCUGCGGGACUUCAUGGGCUGCGAAGAGCCGGGACCCCGAUGGCCCGACGUCGCCCGCCCGCCCUUCAACCCCGACCCCGAGGCAGGCGCAGAGCCAGGGGCCGGCGGGGACGGCCAGGAGGGUGACGGGGGCCGCGAGGCCGGGGCCGGGCCGGAGGAGGACGGGGGCAGCCGAGUGGUGGUGCAGAUGGAGGAGGUGACGCGGACGGUGAACAUGGUGAUGGUGCUGGUGCCCCCGCUGCUGCUGCUGCUGUGCAUCCUGGGCCUCACGUACGCCCUGGUGCAGAUGCAGCGCAAGGGCGCGCCCCGCAUGCUCCUGUACUGCAAGCGCUCCCUGCAGGAGUGGGUCUGAGCCGCCUCCUGCUCCUCACGGUGCUAGGGCCAGGCUGGUUCUGAGACUGCCCCUGGGGCACCCGGUGAGAGCCUCCCGUGGCUCCCUCAGCCCCUGGGUGGGGCCCCCCAGGCCCUCCAACAUCCCUGCCAGCCCUGCCCCCAUGGUUUAUUUAUGCCCAGGGUUUUUUUUGUUUGGUUUUUGCACACUAACUGAGCAUUGGUUUCUACUUUCCUGGCCUGGGCCAGUCCCUCAGGGCAGGGGGUAGAGCUUUCUAAAUGGAGUUUAGCUCCAGACCUGGAAUGAGGCCCCACCCACCUUUGGCGAGGCCACAGCCAGCAGAGGGGAGGGUCAGAAGGCGCAGGUGGGAGCCUGGCUGAGCUGGGGAGGUUCUGCCCGCAGCCUGAGCCCCAGAACCUGACCGGGAGCUCCCCUGGCCUCCGCCCACCUACGUCUUUCUCUGCCUUAGGAACAGCGAAGUGGGUGUAGGCUGCCAGGGCCACCCCAAGUCAGGGCGGCAGGAGGGGGAGGUGACCCUGGCUGUGAGUCCAUGUUGAGUUUGGUUCCUUCCCAACCAACCCCAGCAGCCUGAGCUCCUUGUGCCUAAGAACCCUACCUGCCCCUGGCCAGGGAGGGGCCGGCAGCCCCCAGCUCCCACGUACCCCUUCAGCCCAUACCUCCUUAUCUGUCUAGAGACGGGGUUCUGGGCCCGCCUUACCAAGGACCAAAGGGCGUCUGCCAAGGCCCCUCCAGCCAGGAGCCUCGCCUCCCUGGCUGGGCCUCCAGCCCCCAGUCCGCCUUCUCUUCUCUGAGCUAUAGGACCCACCUGGGCCCCUUCCCUGGGCCUAGUCCCAUCCUCUCUCGCCCACACCUCCAUCCUCAGGGGUCUCGGAACCCCACCAGCCUCAGGCUCCAGCUACCAGUUGGCCAGCUCUCCUGGGAGAGAGGGGGCUGAUGGGUGCCUAGGCUGGGGCGCUGGAGUAGCAGAGCAUGCCCACCUGUGUGGGUGCCCACAACCCAGCAUGCACCAGGCUUGGAGGGGGUUUCUCCCCUGCAACUCCCUUCCCCCCCCCCCCCCCCCCCCCCCCGCCCUGGUGGGAGAGGCCAGUGGGAGCCCUGGGGCCUGGAGGCUGCCGGGCUCAGCCUUGAGGGCGAGCUGCUCCCUUCUUUUCCUUCCCAAACCGAGCAGAGGCGAGGCUGCUGUGGGAAAUGGUACUGUAUAGCCGGCUCUGCCCCCCAGAACCCCGAGGCCCCCAGGGAGGGACUUCUCAUGGGCUGGCCCCCAAAUGCGGGUCCAGCAGCUUCCGCCCCCUCCAUCCUGAGAACGGAGAGCCAGCCAAGCGGGGACAGGGGUCCGUGUCCACCCCCGUAUGUGUCUUUCUGUAAAUAACCUGCACUGAUUAAACCGUAUGGCCGGCGA